AUGACUCAAUCAAACAUCCUUUCCCCACCCAUGACCCCUAAACGCAAAGUAGAAGCUUGGUUUUGCAAUCCAGUUGACAGGAAAGACUUUAUACGCCCAGAUUCUGUUCCUGACUCACCCCCUUCGUCUACACUAUCGGCAUUCAAUCUACAAACGUGUGAAUUACGAAAAGAUGGCCAGAGCCGAGACGGCUUGGACGCAUAUAUUGUGCAACCUCUUUUACGAGCUUCUUAUGCCAUCCACCCGCGGCAAUCUCCACCAUUAUGCCGUCAAAAGCGCAAGCCCAAGUGCUCACUCCCUACAACAACUCAAGGAUCGUUCACGAUACCCAUUGCGUACCUUUUGAAGCAGAAAAUGUCCCCUACAACGCCAUAUAAUAAGGUUGUGUUUCAAGAUCAGACACGUAAACGAAAGAAUAGAAACAUGCCUUGUACUACAAAGAGAAAAUUGCUACGCUUGGCGGCAUCAGAUAUCAGCAGUAGUAAAAGCGUGGCAAAGUCAAGGAACCGUGAACCCAAGGCUGUGUAUCACGCCACAUCAUCAUCUUUGACUGAUGGGAACGUGUCCGGUGACUUGCUAAGUCGAGUCUGUGAUCAAAACCUACUUCAAGAGAAUGACCAGGAUGAUAUGGAAAAUGAAGAUGUUCAGACGGGAGCUAUUAAUAGCAACAAAGCCAAGAGAGAUGCAGCUUAUUUCUUUGAUCAGGUUGCUGCUGACAGUGAUAUUGCUACUAUUUUUAAAGGCAAGGAAGACUGGAUUCCAAAAGUAGAUGCGCUUGAGAACCGGGCUGGAAUUCGUGUUGCCUGGAAAGGCUCACCUCUGAGGAUCCAAUCAAUGCCUUAUUUUGAAAAACUUCAUCCUGGCGAGGUACCCAUUGCAUCUGGUCUUCGAUUGACACCUGAACAAUAUUUAAGAUGUAAAUAUGCUUUAAUUUUAGCUGCACAUAAGGCAUCACAAGACAAUUCGUUGUUUAGAAGAUCAGAAGCACAAAAGGCUUGCUGUAUUGAUGUAAACAAGGCGAGUGUUCUCUGGAAGGUGUUUGGUAAACUAGGUUGGCUGGGUUCAAAGUGGCCAAACUAA
This is a messenger RNA of Rhizopus microsporus ATCC 52813, 1080 nucleotides long. RefSeq lists its product as uncharacterized. The coding region runs from base 1 to 1080 and encodes 359 amino acids. Lineage: Eukaryota; Fungi; Mucoromycota; Mucoromycetes; Mucorales; Rhizopodaceae. Gene Ontology annotation, molecular function: protein binding. The record is from RefSeq and is a predicted model, not a curated record. The transcript has 2 exons.